Messenger RNA from Spodoptera frugiperda (fall armyworm), 1916 nucleotides. RefSeq names its product zinc finger BED domain-containing protein 4-like. The record is from RefSeq and is a predicted model, not a curated record. Bases 28 to 873 code for a protein of 281 amino acids. Lineage: Eukaryota; Metazoa; Arthropoda; Insecta; Lepidoptera; Noctuidae. Gene Ontology annotation, molecular function: DNA binding. The transcript is spliced from 2 exons.
AUGUGACACAUUUAAUUGAAUUGAACAAUGAAACCAAAAACUAGUUUUAUUUGGAACUAUUUUGAUGAAGUUUGUGCUACUACGGCAAAGUGUAAACUUUGUGAGAAGAUAUAUUCAAGAAAGGGAGGUACCACUUCUUCUUUAAAAAGUCAUUUAAAGUCGGUGCAUGCUACUGAAUAUGAAGAAUUAAUUAAAUUAGAAUCUUCAAAGAAAUGUUCACAACGGCCUACGACUUCAACAACACCUCUUCAAGAGGUCAAAAAACAAAUAACUGUCCAAGAGGCUUUUAUAAAAAAUCAAAAAUGGUGUAGUUCUAAUCCUAAAUCUAAAGAGAUAGAUAAAUAUAUUUCUGAAAUGAUUGCAUUGCAAGACCUUCCUUUCAAUUUCGUGGAAGGUAUUGGAUUUAAACGACUUUUACAGUUCAUGGUGCCGAAUUAUCAGUUAAGGGGAAGACAGUUUUUCACAGAUAAUAUUUGUGGCGAGUUAUAUGAAAGACUAGCGAAGAAUAUAAAAGACUUGCUGAAACAAUUUCAGAAAAUGUCAUUUACUACAGAUAUUUGGAGCGAACCUAGUUCAAAUGUAUCGUUAUUGAGUUUAACAGCUCACGGCAUCAACGAAAAUUUUAAAAGGAUAAAAAUUAUUUUAAAAUGUCACACAUUUAAUGAAAGACACACAGGAGACCAAAUCCAAGAAAAAAUUAAUGAAAUGUUAAUGGAAUGGGGCAUAACAAAUGACCAAAUUCACUGUUUUGUUCGCGAUUCCGGAUCUAACAUGAUACGAGCAAUGAGACUCGCUGACAUACCUGAUAUCAAUUGUACUGUACACCAAUUACAAUUAUGUGUGCGAACUAAAAAAUCAAAUCAAAUCGAAUAAAAAAUAUUGACGUUCCUGUAGAAAAGCGAGCAAGGUUAGCGUCGCCCAUAGCUGGCACAUCUAGCAAUGUUAAGAACAAUGUCCAAACAAUUUUAUCAAAUAUAUUACUGAGCAGCGAUGAUGAUAAUACUACAUCCGAGGAACAUGCAGAUUUGGACAAAUUUCUUAUUUGGAAGGCUUUACUUAAUGAAUACAAUGAAGAAAAACGUAUUUCUAUCAGUGAUGAUCCCUUAUUAUGGUGGAAAGUAAAUACAAAAUUCAGACCCCUGGACUCGAUUGCCCGCCGUUACUAUCCGACAACACUAUACACCCGUAAUCAGGGGCGUAGCUACCGCCGUAUCUGCCGUAUCAAUUAUACGGGGCCCCCGGGCCACGGGGGCCCCAAAGUGUGUAAGGAAAAAGAAAUAAAAACUUCCUAAUUUAUUUUAUUUUACAAAUGACAAAAUUCUAUAAAGCAAUUACUUUUUAUCCCGCCUUAAGCGUGCGUUCAAAAGUUGGCAACACUCUACAACGUUAUGGCGGGCUGCGGGACUUCCCCGUUUUACUUACUUCAUCUGCAACUCAGCGGGGAAUCCCUCAAUAAUAAAGUCGAUAUCGCGAUAUACGUGUACGUACAUACUCUACAUUGGAUGUUAAACCACGGAGUGCAGUGCAGUGUUUAUUCACGCGUUUUAUGUAAUUGUGCAUUACAUUGUAAUUCAGUACAAACAAUAUUGUUCUUCUGGUUUAACAAUAUUAGUAGCGAUUUGUAAGAGAAAUGAGUGAAAGGAAAAGAGAUUAUCCCAGCGGUGCUGAGAAAAGAAAAAGUAAACGGAAAAGGGAAGAGGUUAUAAAAAAAGUGCCCAAAAUUUCUUCAUUUUUUCAGAGACAAGAUACUGUGAGUGAUUUAGAUUGGAAAGAUUCUUCUGAAGCACGUUCUUCGUCAAAUAUCCAUUCGGAAAUAGAAGAAAGCCAAGCACAUACUUCAUCGGAUGUCCAUCCAGAAAUUGAAGAACACCAAGUCAACGAUUCUGAUAUAUUUGAAGAUUGUAAUAUAAUUUCAU